Molecule: messenger RNA, 572 nt
Organism: Helianthus annuus (common sunflower)
Lineage: Eukaryota; Viridiplantae; Streptophyta; Magnoliopsida; Asterales; Asteraceae
Exons: 2
Coding region: 75-473 (132 amino acids)
Source: RefSeq, a predicted model, not a curated record
UGCAACAACUUAGUUCUAAUCUUCCCGAGGGCUCGAGCGAUAAGCCUGGACCAGAUGAUGUUUUUUCUAAAGUAAUGGGUAAUUAUCGAAAUGGUGAUGCGGUUAUGUAUGGUCUGGGUGUUCGUGCUGCUGAUGUUUGGGGUGUAAUACCAAGUCGUUCAGCAUGUCAUAGAGAAAACAUCCAAUUGAAGUCUGAAUGUGAAGAACUUACUAGUACUGUGGUCCAGUUACGAGCCCAAGUAUCAGAGAUGGAAGGGUCGAGGGGUGGUUCCAGUGUUCAACCUCUUGCAUCACAACAUUUCCCCAAUGUAACCAAUGGACGUCAACGUUUACGGGUCGGAGAUGAAGUUUUCCACAAAAGCAUUCUAAACUCUACCGAGAUUGUAGCAAGAGGAAGAAUCCAGAGCUUAGACCCAAAUGACCUAGUUGGUGGUACAGAGAUUGGACCAGAAUGGUGUGAGGUAAACGUUUAAGUACCAAUAAAAAAAGAUGAAAACUUGGUAAGACCAUAUGGUUUAUUUUCUACAAUUCAAGAUUGUAUUGGCGCAUCCAUCGCAUGGCCCUAUCCAUUC